AGUUAAAAACAGAGCUUUUAGCAGGUUGCUUGCUGAAAUACCCUGCGACUAACCUACCUUCCCCCCGCGUUGUUAUUUAUACUCUUCUCGUCCGUAAACGCUGAGAGAAGUGCGAAAACCCUUAUUAUUGCACUCAUUUUUUUUUUUACCAUUUCUGCUUGAGCUCUUUAAUUCAGUUAAGUCAUUUGUUGUGUGUUGUCUACAGCUGAUAUACCGUGCAGCACAAAAAGGGUUUCGUGUUUUCCACUCGAGCACGUGGCAUUUGUCAAAAGACUGCUAUACUAAAUAACUUGUUCUGCAGACGUUUGGCUUGCUGUUUUUUUUUUUUUUUUGGGGGGGGGGAGGUUGUUGCAGCUGAAGCUUGACAGGAGGAGCUCACCGUAAGGAUUUUAAUCGAGCAUUUGCAACGCGCCAUGGCGACCGAAGUGGAUACGUGGACCUUAGCUCCAAAAGCUGACGGGGUGUUCUCUUUCGAUGAAAACUUGGCAGAAGCUAACCAUCCCUACACCGUUGACGAUGACUUGCUGAACGAGGCAGAGGUGAACGGUAACUGGACGCCUCAGGAGAAAGCACUUCACGAGGCACGACUCAAAGCCAAAGCUAAGCGUCGCCUGCGCAAGUCCUCCUCCCGCAACUCUACCAGCGAGUCUUUCUCUGAGUCAGGAGAAUUGUCCGGAAGUGACCCACACAGCCCAAAGGGCAAAGUCGGCACCAGUGACCGCAAAUCCAGGACGGGCAAAGGCAGAGGCCUGCCAAAAAAAGGUGGGGCAGGUGGUAAAGGAGUUUGGGGGGCUGCUGGGAUGGUUUAUGAAGAUGAGGAACCUGAUAUGCGGGACCCUAACUACGAUGAGUCUGCUCAGGGGGACACAGUUUAUGCAACAGUUGUGCCAGAGGUGGAUGAGAAGGAACUAGAAAAAAUGGUCAACCCAAUUGUACAGGAGUACUUUGAACAUGGAGACACAAAAGAAGUCCAGAUGUUGCUAAAGGGACUCAACCUGGGCCAACAUAAGUACGAGUUCUCCUCCCUGGCUGUGUCCCUGUCUCUUGAAGGCAAGGCCAGCCACAGAGAGCUGACCUCCCGCCUGCUGUCUGAUCUGUCGGGCAAGAUGGUGUCACAAAGUGAAAUGGCACGCGCCUUCGACAAGAUACUGAAAGAGCUGCCAGACCUCAUACUGGACACACCGGAGGCUCCACAGAUGUUAGGCCAGUUUAUAGCCAGAGCCAUAGCGGACCACGUCCUCCCAAUGUCAUUCCUGGACUGUUACAAGGGCAAAGUGGAUUGUGAUCAUGCCAGAGUGGCUUUAGACCGUGCCGAAGUGCUGCUGAACAUGAAGAGGGAGAUGGUUCGUCUAGAUAAUGUGUGGGGUGUGGGUGGAGGCCUGAGACCUGUCAAACAUCUCGUCAAAGAGAUGAACCUCCUGCUCAAGGAGUACCUGAUAUCAGGAGACGUGGCGGAGGCAGAGCAUUGUCUGCGGGACCUGGAAGUCCCACACUUCCACCAUGAGCUGGUCUAUGAGGCUGUAGUGAUGGUGCUGGAGUCAAAAGGAGACACAGCUAGUCAUAUGAUGAUAAAGCUGCUGCAGUCUUUCUGGAAAACAGGUCUUAUCACUGUGGAUCAGAUGAACAGGGGUUUCCAGCGUGUCUAUGACGAGCUCCCAGAAAUCAACCUUGACGUGCCACAUGCCCAUUCUAUCAUGGAGACCUUUGUGGACCUCUGCUACCAAGAGUCUGUCAUCACCAAACAGCUGAGGGAUGCCUGUCCAGCCAGAGGACGGAAGCGUUUUGUAAGUGAAGGAGAUGGAGGUGCGAUUAAGAACUAAUCCACAAGAGGAAGAGCAGAUUAGGAGGCGGCUGAGGGGUGUCAACAGGUUCUUACCCCCGGUUUCUGCUCCAGCAUGUUUUCCCCUGGAUAUGGCAUGCUGGCAGUCUAAAGUUUUCUCGUUUCUCUCCUGAUAAUGUUGUCAUUACACAAACCAACAUUGAAGUUCGGUGAAAGUAGACUGAAGAGUUGCCCAGGCGUUCAGUUCUUAUCAUCUUGUUGUUCACUGUUUUAGACUUUUUUUUUUUUUUU
Messenger RNA from Etheostoma spectabile (orangethroat darter), 2071 nucleotides. It is a transcript of the gene pdcd4a, whose product is annotated as programmed cell death 4a. Gene Ontology annotation, biological process: negative regulation of DNA-templated transcription. NCBI's taxonomy places the organism in Eukaryota, Metazoa, Chordata, Actinopteri, Perciformes, Percidae. Bases 414 to 1820 code for a protein of 468 amino acids. The record is from RefSeq and is a predicted model, not a curated record. Gene Ontology annotation, cellular component: cytosol; nucleus. The transcript is spliced from 11 exons.